Messenger RNA from Euleptes europaea (tarantolino), 1175 nucleotides. RefSeq lists its product as uncharacterized. Gene Ontology annotation, biological process: muscle cell development; actin cytoskeleton organization. Gene Ontology annotation, cellular component: cell projection; cell junction; cortical actin cytoskeleton. The transcript has 9 exons. NCBI's taxonomy places the organism in Eukaryota, Metazoa, Chordata, Lepidosauria, Squamata, Sphaerodactylidae. The coding region runs from base 49 to 1080 and encodes 343 amino acids. Gene Ontology annotation, molecular function: phospholipid binding; actin filament binding. The record is from RefSeq and is a predicted model, not a curated record.
UCUUUGCCUUCUUGCCCAGAGCCACCUGAGAAGACAGAGGCUGCACCCAUGGGAACGGCUCCGAGCAUCUGCCCAGGGGACCAGUUGAAGCUCCAGGAAGAGAGCAGAGAGACCAACAAGCUUCUACCCAGUAAACUGGAGCUUCAGAUGAUGGAAGGAACUCUGGAGAGGAAGCACCUCUUGCAGGCAGGAGGAAGAAAGGCAAAUUGUCGUUCCUGGAACACAUUCCAUACAGUGCUGAUGAGACAAACUUUGUGUUUCUAUCAAGACAAGAAAGACGCUCUCAAGCAGAGCUCCAUGGUAGCAUUACCACUGAAUCUCUGUAGAGCCAUCUGCGCCCUGGAAACAGAGUACACCAAAAAGACCAACUGUUUCACACUGCAGUUGAAGGACGGCUCCAAGUAUCUCCUUAGAGCUCUGACUGAACCACUCAUGAAAGAGUGGGUUACCAAACUGCAGCAAAAUUCAGGUUUACCUGAAGUGGAUUAUUUCCAGUCAGCUUCCCAGGCUGCCCAAAGGACAACCUCUGCUGUUAGUGUGAUUCCUGGCCUUGGGCCCUCCCACUUUCUGGGCCUUCAUCAGCCCCUUACAAGCAAGAGCCAAGAGGAGCCCAAGUCAAGUGUCAGGCUGAAACUGCCUUAUGAUACUCAGGAUGACCCACUGGAUUCUGCAGCGCCACCGGCAGGAAACAAUCAGGGAGCUGCAGCCAUUUAUACAACAGAGCAGAGUCCAAAGCUGUGCUCCCCUGCUGAGUCUCCAAGGUCACAAGAUCCCUUUAUGUGUCAGGAAGAUGACUAUGGGCUUGUGGCAAGCAAGAGGAGAUCCUAUUCCUUCACCUCAGCUACCUACCAGAAGAUAAGCCCAUUGUCGGUAUCUAAAGAGCCUUUGGGGGUUGGCAGCAGCUACUCAGUCACGCUGUACAUUGGAGAGCAGGCACCCGCUGUCCUGAGGCCUCGCUGCCAUUCCUUCAUGGCCACCCCUGGGGCCAUCCGAGAGAGUCUAAGUGAGAGAAGCCAGGGCGUCUCACCUCGCCAGAAGAACAAAUCUGUCUUCAGAAAGUUCUUUGGAAAGAAAGACUGAGAUUCUGGCUCAUUCCUUUCAACCUGGAAAUGGGACGUGUGAUUCCACACAAGCGCUAGGGCUGAUUGCGACCAGUGGGCACUCUAGGGAUUGCC